Messenger RNA from Morchella importuna, 1323 nucleotides. RefSeq lists its product as uncharacterized. NCBI's taxonomy places the organism in Eukaryota, Fungi, Ascomycota, Pezizomycetes, Pezizales, Morchellaceae. The coding region runs from base 1 to 1323 and encodes 440 amino acids. Gene Ontology annotation, molecular function: zinc ion transmembrane transporter activity. The record is from RefSeq and is a predicted model, not a curated record. Gene Ontology annotation, biological process: zinc ion transmembrane transport. Gene Ontology annotation, cellular component: membrane. The transcript has 3 exons.
AUGGCCUCCGACGACGACAAAACCGGGUGGAUUCUCGCCUGCGCCAGCGGGCUCGCCUGUGUUGCCGGAUCGUCCAUAAUCUGCCUGGACCUUGUCACGCGGCAAGUUCCGCGGUGGAAGCACUUUAGUAUCCGCGAGUCGACGACGUUCCUGUCGGCGUCGCUGUCGCUGUCGUUUGGUGUUAUGUUCUACAGCGCCCUCUACGGCAUGCUCCCCAAAGCCCACAGCUACUUCCUCGCCACCACCUCCAGCACGACAGCAGCCUACGCCACCAUCGGCGCCUUCCUCGCCGGCGUCGCCGGCCUCCAGAUCGUCUCCGACACCCUGCACCACCUACUACCCAGCAGCAUCGUCAACUGCGACGACCACCCCUCCACCGAGGCCAAACCCAAAUUCCCGCCCCACCCACCGCGGGACCUCGAGUCCGGCGGCGACGGCGGCGCAGCAGCAGAAACCACGCCGCUGCUGGCCGCGCAGCCGCCGCCGCUGGUGAGGAAGCCGAGCAUCAAGCAGAAGCUGAGCGGCUUCGUAAAGUGCAGAGGCGACGGGACGUGUUAUGGCUUUACGGACCACGUGUGUCAGCAGCGCUGCGACCCCGUGCUGCUGCUCGCCGACGACAGCGCCGGCGUCAGCGGCGACGGCGCACUGCUGCCCCCCGCACCCGCACCUACAUCUACGCCCGCCUCCUCCAGUGCCCCCACGCACGCACACGCACACGCACACGCACACGCACCACCGCCCCCACCACCACCACCACCCCGCGGCACCCACUCCCACGCGCACGUGUCGCCCGACACAGACAAGCGCGGGCACCACCACGUCGCCAAAAACAAGUUCCUGAGCAUCGGCGUCCAGACAUCGCUCGCCAUCGCGCUGCACAAGAUCCCCGAGGGCUUCAUCACAUACGCCACCAACCACGCCAGCCCGGCACUAGGGCUAAGCGUCUUUCUCGCGCUAUUCAUCCACAACAUCGCCGAGGGGUUCAUCAUGUCCCUACCACUCUUCCUAGCGCUGCGGAGCCGCGGGAAGGCGGUGCUGUGGGCGUCGGUGCUGGGGGGGAUGGCGCAACCGCUUGGUGCGGGGUUGGCGGCGGUUGUGCUGAAAGGGAGAGGAGGAGGGGGAGACGGCGGGGACGGGGAGGUGGGCGGUGUGGGGUAUGGGGUGCUGUUUGCGGUGACGGCGGGGAUUAUGGCGAGUGUCGGGGUGACGCUGUUUAGUCAGGCGGUGGCGCUGAAGCAUGGGAGUCGUGUGCCGUUUGUGUUUGGGUUUGUGGGGAUGGGGCUGUUGGGGGUGAGUUUUGCGUUGACGGCGGAGCGGGAGUAG